AUGACUGCUUCUGAUAAGAAAUCUACUGCUGCUGCUCCUUCAGAGCCAGCUUACACCUCAGCUGCCAAUGACCUUCGGUCUGAUACUUUCACCACUCCAACUAAGGAAAUGUUGGAAGCUGCUUUCAAUGCUUCCAUCGGUGAUGCAGUCUAUAACGAAGACGUCGACACCAUUGAGCUAGAAACCGUCGUAGCUCGUUUAGCUGGUAAAGAAGCCGGGUUAUUCUGUGUCUCUGGUACUUUAUCGAACCAAAUUGGUUUGAGAACGCAUCUAUUCCAACCUCCAUACUCUAUCUUGUGUGAUUACAGAGCUCAUGUUUAUACUCAUGAAGCAGCUGGGUUGGCAAUCUUGUCUCAAGCGAUGGUCACUCCGGUGAUCCCAUCUAACGGUGAUUAUAUGACUUUGGAAGAUAUCAAGGCUCAUUACAUCCCGGACGACGGGGAUAUUCACGGUGCGCCAACAAGAGUGUUAUCGUUGGAAAACACUUUGCACGGUAUCGUUUACCCAUUGGAAGAAUUGAUCCGUAUCAAAGGGUGGUGUUUGGAAAACGAUAUCAAAUUACACUGUGACGGUGCUAGAAUUUGGAACGCAGUUGUCGAAUCCGGUGUCUCUUUGAAACAGUACGGUGAAAUUUUCGACUCUAUCUCCAUUUGUCUAUCUAAGUCCAUGGGUGCUCCAAUGGGGUCUGUUCUUGUUGGUAGCAACAAGUUUGUCAAGAAAUGUAACCAUUUCAGAAAACAACAAGGUGGUGGUGUUAGACAAUCAGGUAUUAUGUGCAGAAUGGCACUUUGCGCUGUGAACGGUGACUGGAAGACUAAGAUGGGAUACUCUCACCAGUUGGCCCACGAAUUGGCUAAAUUCUGUAAAGAUAACGGUAUUCCAUUGGAGUCUCCAGCUGACACCAACUUCGUCUUCUUGGACUUGCAAAAGGCAAAGAUGAACCCAGACGUUCUUGUCAAGAAAGGUUUGAAAUAUGGGGUCAAAUUGAUGGGUGGUAGAGUUUCUUUCCACUACCAAGUCACCAGAGAAACUUUGGAAAAUGUUAAGUCUGCUGUCUUGGAAACUUUCCAAUACGCAAAGGAAAACCCAUUCGACACUAACGGUCCAACAAAAAUCUACCGUAGUGAAUCUACUGAUUUUGAUAUCCAUGGUAACCCUAUCAGUGAUAUCAAGACUUACAAGUACUGA
Molecule: messenger RNA, 1188 nt
Organism: Kluyveromyces lactis
Lineage: Eukaryota; Fungi; Ascomycota; Saccharomycetes; Saccharomycetales; Saccharomycetaceae
Gene: GLY1
Product: threonine aldolase GLY1
Exons: 1
Coding region: 1-1188 (395 amino acids)
Biological process (GO): L-threonine catabolic process; glycine biosynthetic process
Cellular component (GO): cytosol
Molecular function (GO): L-allo-threonine aldolase activity
Source: RefSeq, a predicted model, not a curated record